Molecule: messenger RNA, 825 nt
Organism: Symbiodinium pilosum
Lineage: Eukaryota; Dinophyceae; Suessiales; Symbiodiniaceae
Source: the annotation of a GenBank genome assembly
AUGGGAAAGGUGACGUUCUCGAAGCGUGCCUCCAGGAUUUCCAGUGUCACCUUCAAUGCUACUUUCACCAACACCGGAUCCACUCCGUGGUCUUCGGCAGUCCUUCAGGCAGUGCAUGGGUCGGACAUGGGAGUGUCGAGCCUCCCACUUGCAGCUGUGGUCGAGCCUGGUGCUGACUACAAGGUCUCUGUGCGACUCAGGCUUCCGCAGGCUGACGAGGAUGCCAUUCCGACAUCAAUGUGGGCCUUGAGCAUGGGCGACCGAGUUUUUGGUCCGCUGCUUUUGCUCGAGCUGGAACAGCAGGAAGAUGUCUCUCUUGACUCGCUCCUGCAGCAGGCCCAACAAACAGUUGAAGGGCAGCAUGAAAUUUCAGCUCGCGUGCACGAAGCACCAAAGCUGUUCUUGGAGGAUGAGGUGUUCAGAGAAGACCCAGUCAAAGUGAGAGAUGUUUCAGAGGAUUGGGCCAAUGAUCUUGCGAACUUUGGUAUGGCGCAGGCGUACCAGAUUGGCAGCAUUGCGGUUUCCAAGUCUUUGCCAGCUAGGAUGGCCUCGUUUGACCUCCUCGUGCAUUUGACGAACACGGGGCGCCAAGAUUGGCCAGAGAAAACUGCUCUGCGACUGGUUAGUGGGAGAUCGCUCGGCUGUGAAGUUCUGCCAAUCACAGAAAAGGUCAGCCCAGGGGCCUCAGCUAAUGUGCACAUGAAGCUGCAGGUUCCCACGCAGGACGACCCCGCAGAGACCGUGCAGGACAGUGUGUGGGCGCUGGCCGAUGACAAUCAGUUCUUCGGGCCGUUGCUCAUCCUAGAGCUUCGUCAUGUUUCAUGA